CUUGUUGUUGUAUGUCGCAGGUUUUUUUUUUAAUUUCUCUUAUAAUAAUAAUAAUUAUUAUUAUUAUUAAUUUAAAAUAAAAUUUCUGUCAACGUCAACGGAUACUGUAUUUUUAAAUAUAAUUAUAUUCAACAACUGAUAUUUUUGUUGAUACUGGUAAUGUGGAAGAACCGACACGAGUAUACGUAAAAGUAAACUGUUAAUUAAUAAUAAUAUUUAAAAUUUUUCGUAUCUACCUAUAGCAGUACAUACAGUGUAGAGUAUAGUAUAGUAGUUAUUGGGUUGUAUUGGAUCAAGAGUGGAGCAAGUAACACACACACACAUACACUCUGACAGAGUCCGACACCCAUGUCAUUUGUUUGAGAAAAUAUACAUAUACAUAUUAUACAUAUAAUUUCGAAUCGAAGUAAUCGUGUCAGAGGCAAAGCCAACCAAAGCCAGAGUUGGUCACUUCGUCUUGAGCCUUGUACGUGAGAGUUUGGUUUUCUUGUGCUCACUUUAAUCUACCAUUUUAAUUAUUAUUAAUAUCAGUUUAACAAAAUAUUAUUAUAAUUAUAUUUAUAUAUAUAAUUUGAAUUAAACAAAGUUUUUAAACACGACAGUAUUCGUUGAUAAAAUAAAAUCUUUUUGGAUAGCCCAGUGAAUUUCCACAUCUGGUUUUAUUAAUCGAAUAAGUGUCGUUAUUAAUCCAAAAUUGUCUUUAUUAUUGAAUUAAUAAUUUUUAAAACAAUAAUAUUAAUUAAUAAUAAUAAUAACAACAACAACAACAACAUCAUUACGUUUUAUAUAUUUCAAUAAAUAAUAGUGUGAUGAUUAACUACAGUAGUGACUUGUCAACGAGUGUGGAAAAUAACAGAACGCAAAUGCGGAGAAUAACCUGGAACGAUGAAGCGGAAUUCAGUAAUGCGAGUAUCCUAAAUAGCAUGGAGAAAUUUGUAAAAGCAGUUAAUGAAAUGGAUGAAACAAUAUUGGUGCCAUCGAGAUUGCUGGAUCUAGCGGUGGGUGAUGCUGGAGAUACGGUAUGUCAAAAGGGAAAAAGCACUAUAAAGGACACAAUGCCCAAUACCGAUCUAUAUCGUCUUUACACUAUUGUAAACACGCUUAAAGUUGAGCUGCUGUGGUCACAAAAGUCCAGUAUUGAGGCUCAGGACGAAGAGACUGAAGAAGAAGAGACAAAUCGUCGACAAAUAAUUAAAUCUGGAGUUACUAAUGGAGUUUCUUCACCUUCAGUAUCACCACCAACACCAUCGACAAUUACUGGAUCUGAAAAAUCUGUUGAAAGUGCUGCUGUUAGAUUGGGUCACACCCGUUGUCCAAGUACCACUUCAAUGCAGAGUGCAUCUUCUGUUAUUUCGAGUUUGAGCUCUAGCGAUUCCGAUUCUGACAUGGGAGUUGAAAAUGAUUCGGGACUGGAGAGUGAAGAUCAGCCAGACAGAUUGGCUAAUCAAGCUGCUGAAAACUUUCGACGUCAUUUACGUGGUCUCCAUCGCAGUAUCAAGCGUAUGACCCAAGCUGCUGAAUAUCUCGCACUUAGAUAUCAAGCUGAUGUUGGUGGGCCCGUUUAAUUUUAU
Messenger RNA from Cotesia glomerata, 1571 nucleotides. RefSeq names its product mid1-interacting protein 1. Gene Ontology annotation, cellular component: cytosol. Lineage: Eukaryota; Metazoa; Arthropoda; Insecta; Hymenoptera; Braconidae. The coding region runs from base 810 to 1565 and encodes 251 amino acids. Gene Ontology annotation, biological process: regulation of lipid biosynthetic process. The transcript has 2 exons. The record is from RefSeq and is a predicted model, not a curated record.